Trichoderma harzianum CBS 226.95 is the source of this 1791-nucleotide messenger RNA. RefSeq lists its product as hypothetical. The record is from RefSeq and is a predicted model, not a curated record. The transcript is spliced from 5 exons. Gene Ontology annotation, molecular function: DNA binding; DNA-binding transcription factor activity, RNA polymerase II-specific; zinc ion binding. Gene Ontology annotation, biological process: regulation of DNA-templated transcription; DNA-templated transcription. The annotation marks the transcript as partial. NCBI's taxonomy places the organism in Eukaryota, Fungi, Ascomycota, Sordariomycetes, Hypocreales, Hypocreaceae.
ACGGCACUCAACUCUUCGCAUUCCCUCUACACUUGUGAGGUGGCCCAGUGUACAUGCAGCAAUGGAGGAGCCUCUCUUGGGAGACUCCGUCAGGACGUCAUCAAAUGCGAUCGGAAGCGCCCGUGCUCCAAGUGCGCCAAGGCGGGAACUGAAUGUGUCCUCCAAGGCAUCGGAGAAAAGCAGCGCAGGCCGGUUUCAAAGAGCUAUGUCCAGGCUCUUGAGGGCCAGAUAGCCGCGCUGGAGCGAGUCAUUCACAAGCUUGCUCUGGCAGACGACGCGGAGCGCACUCAGAUCAUCUCGGAGAUGUCGCUGACCUCAUCAGCUCAUGAUGCGGCUCUGGCGGAAGGCGGGCAAGUCGACAUCAAGACGGACCCGAGCGUUGCUGCUGCUCGAAAGAUGAUGUCGAGAUUUUUCCAAGAGGUCUACCCGUACAACAUGGUUCUCUAUCGCGAGUAUUUCCUGAGAGACUAUGAUGUCGGGUCGGGGAAAUACUAUUCAGACGUCUUGCUCUAUGCCGUCUGUGCUCUAGGAGCUCUUCAAUACGAUGACAUGCUCAACGUUUCCGAGAUCUUUUCAGGCCAAGCCCAGGCCCUUCUUUAUCCUACCCUUGAUAGCCCCGACCUUACAACCCUUCAAGCUCUCGUUCUACUUGGAUACCAUGAGAUUGCUGUGGGACGGGCAUCCAAAGGCUGGCUGUUCUGCGGCAUGGCUUUUCGCCUCGCGCACGAAAUGGGCCUUCAUCUCGAUCCCACCAACUGGGAUGGAUCUACUUCCGAAACGAGCGGUGAUAGGGAAAUUCAGCGCAGAGUCUACUGGGCAGUCUUUACAGCUGAUAAGCAACUCAGCCUCUAUUUCGGGAGACCUCCGGCGCUGUACCCGGGCGAGUCGGACGUGCGGAAUACUAUCCGGCUGCAAUAUCCCCCGGGUUGGCAAGGCCUUCUUGAGACGUACAUUUGCAAAGGAGCAUCGGCAAACGAAUGGGACAAUGGCGUGGCGCUCGUGGGCUCGUUCAUCUACCGAGCUGAACUGGCCAAGAUUAUCCAUCUCAUCAUCACGGAUUUGUUCGAGAACCGGAAAGGAGGAGGCGGAGAUCCUACUAUAAUUGCAACUAAGACGCGAAGGAUCCAUGUGUUGUUGACCAAGUGGCUCGCGGGUAUCCCCAGUUUCCUACAUUGGAAUCAGUGGACGGUUGGCCAGGUGCCUCCGUAUGUUUUACAUCUUCACAUGAUGUUUCACACCAUCAUGAUCAUCCUCCACCGCCCGCCAUCGCACAUGUUUGAGAACCCAGGCAUUGCCGAAGGCGAAGACGUGGAAAUUUGCUACGAGUCUUUGCAGGCGAUUCUACGUCUAAUGCGAAGCUACUCUCGCUACUACCGUUACCGGUCACUCCCACUGGACUUUGUGCACACGCUCUCUACGGCCGCAAGCACGGUCAUGAUGAAACGCUUCCUCCAAAAGGCAUCGUGGAGCGAUCCGGACAUUGAACGUGCGCUGUCACUCAUCAUGCAAGCCAUGGACGAGAUACAGAACACCUGGCCUUGCGUGCGGGAGAUUCGGGACGUGCUCCUCCAGGCGCAGCAGACGCAGACGGCAAUGCCACCCGAGGAUCCUCUCAAUGUGCCGGAUCUUAUGAAUGGACUACAAGUAAACAACGAUAAUUUCCUGGAGAACUUGGGAGACGAUCUUGGCACUCUUAUUACAGACGAGUUCUUGAGUGCCCAGCUUCCCAUCGUGGGGCCUGGGCUUGAGCCGUUUGAUUUCAACCAGAUGCCAGGGCCAGGGCCGUCUUGA